AUGCGGGCGCCGUGUGGAGCGGAGAUGCUCCACUCGAGGCCUUGUCUCGCUUCCGCCGCCUCUUCGAUCCGUGUGCUCUCCUUGGCCUUCUCUUCUCCUUCCUCUUCCUCUUCCUCCUCCUCCUGCUCCUCCUUUCCCGUGGCCCCAUCUCGUCUCAGAACCAGGCGCUUCUGCUCGUUCAGGCCUCUGUCCUCCCUCAGGGAAACCAAGAAGCAGACGCUCCAAAAGAUCCCGAACGCCCCUCAGAACCUCAGAUUCGAGAGCUCGAGCAAGAGGAAUGGGGAGGAUGGGGUCCCGCCGGAGGGGGACGAGGAGGUGUUGGGAGGGGACGGCGCCGUAAAGGGGACAGUCUUAGCUGGACUGCUGCUUCUUGGAGUCGUUGGGGGCUUCGGCGCCGUGGGAUACGUAUACAAGGAACAGAUCAACGUUUUUCUCACCCAGUUCUCCGGUUUCAUUGAAGGUCUGUCCAAGUAAGAGGUUUCAAGAUCUCCCCUAGAAUUGGAUGCACAUUCUGUCGAAUCAACUGAAAUUUACCACCUCUAUAAUAUUUUUACACGAUACAAAUUUUUCCCUCUGUCUGUUUGCGAGUUAGGGUUUAUAUGCUAGAACUACAGUGCCAUAGUCUACAUCGUUCUCUACAUCCAACGUCAUCUUAUUCAAUUGCAAAGACGAAAUGGGAGAAUAUCCACAGGGGAAGGGUCUGAUCGUUAUGAUUCCGGCAGCCAAGGAGAUAAUGGGGAAUCAGUUGUGAUAAACUUGUGUCAUUGUUACUCGAUCACGGGCAGAACAGUCUGUGCCGACUAAACAGUUGCGUCAUUCUUCUCUCACACCAUUGUUCUAACCGAUCCUUUUUCUCUCUGGGUUUACUGUCUUGUGUGUCGCCUGAAGCGGGUAAAAUCAGAACCCGGUGCCUUUAGAUUUCCCUCCUGAGUAUGAUGGUUUUGUGAGAUUUAGAAACAGCGGGGGCUCUAUGCGACUGGUCCGCAGCUAUCUCGCGGACCUUCAUUCUUUUGCCUUUGUUUCAGUUUGUUCAACAUUUGGCUAUACUUCUUCAACUCUCCUUCAUGGUGGCUCUCUUCUGAGAGCAGCAAUGUGUGUGAGAGAGAGUGAAUUUCGAACAAGUUAAUGGUUUUUUAAUAUAGUCUGCAGCAAACCUUGUAGAGGAAUGAAGUGAAGAAAAUCAAGUGGAUAGGUACUGAUUUGUUCGGAAUUGUUGGUAGUAUAGAUCGACUCUCCUCCGUUUCAUAUAGACUCUUUCGAAGCUUUCUAUUAGCCCGCAAAACUAUCCAAAAUUUCCAAAUCUAAUAUUCAUCAGAGAUUGAAACUGUGAAAAACCUAUAGACCCCAUGGCCAAGACAAAGAUGGGGUCCCACGGAUGCCGGCAGACAAGGUUAUCUUGUAUUAUUUUAGGUUUGCAGAAUUUAAACGUGAAACGAUCCAAAAGUUUUCUGUUUGCGUUUAUCUCUAGUUCUCCUCAUUUCUCAUGAUUGAUUUUAUACUGCCGCGCCUUUGAGGAAACAUAUGGGCUCACUGUAACUUUUUCUGGACGGAUAGGUUAUGGACCUGCAGGUUAUGCUUUAUUUGUUGCUGUCUAUGCCGGAUUGGAGGCGAGUUCAGAUCAGAACUUACUUUUGUUUUCUAUUUCUGGGUUUCUUUCAUGCCUGAUCCUGAGUUCUGACUUACAACUAACUGUUGUUGACUUUUAUAGAUUCUUGCCAUCCCUGCUAUUCCGUUAACAAUGUCUGCGGGUCUUCUCUUUGGAAGCUUCAUUGGCACAAUCAUUGUUUCCAUCAGUGGAACAGUAAGAUGAUCUUAUAACCUACAUCAAUGAGAUAAAUCCCACGCUUGAGGACUUUACAGUGUUUUAUCCUCUUCUGUAGGUAGCAGCAGCAGGUGCAUUUCUCAUUGCUAGAUACUUUGCGCGUGAUCGAAUUCUGAAAUUGGUCGAAGGGAACAAGAAAUUUCUAGCCAUUGAUAAGGCAAUUGGGGAGAAUGGUUUUAGAGUUGUUACACUUCUGCGUUUAAGUCCGCUGCUACCCUUCUCUCUUGGAAACUAUUUGUAUGGACUGACUUCGGUGAAGUUUGUGCCCUAUGUUUUGGGAAGGUUAGUUUAUGAUACUUCUACCCGUCAUGCUCUAAAUGGUAAAAAAAAAAUCCUCUUUUUGUGGGUUCUUCUCUUGUUCAUAUGAGGCUCAUCUGUGUCAUACCAUUUGGAGAAAUAUGGCACAGAAGUGUACAUGCUGUCCUAUCCGGUUUGAACAUAAAUCCUCUCAUUAGUUGAAUCUGGAAAAUGCUUGUCUCUUCAAAGCAACCAAACCAAGAUAAUUUUCCGCCAGCCUUGUUGGUGUUCUUGACAUUCUUUUUGCAUCCUUUGAACUGCGCUAGAAUCCUGAGAUUGCCUGCAAUUUGGCCCAUGUGAGCUCCUACUAAGGUCAGAUUGUUUGGGGAGUCCAAAAUUAGGGUUUACUCCCUGGCCUAACGGCUUCCCCACUAAUCUUCCUAUCCUUAAAUAUUUCUCAUAGUUGAGUGUUAGCCUCUCUAGCUUGUGGAUAAGUGGAAUGUCUUAUUGUUGCAGCUGGCUUGGGAUGUUGCCAGGGACAUGGGCCUACGUUAGUGCUGGUGCAUUCGGCCGAGCAAUCAUUGUAAGUUGCUGGCACGGAAUUAUUACUAACGCAGAAUUUUGACAAUUUGGUCUCCAUUUUAUGCUUUAUUCGGGGUGCUUUUUUUUUUUUUUAAUGUAUUCUUAACUUAUCUAUGGUUGUUUUAUGAUUUCCUCUUUGGCUCUCUCUCUCUCUCUCUCUCUCUCUCUGUAGCAAGAAGAAUCAGAGGCAGGAUUACUCGGUGGCAGCGGGCAAUUGCUCACUCUGGGUCUUGGUCUCCUUGCAACGGCUCUAGCUGCUGCGUAUGUCACACGGUUGGCAAAGGUAUCAAGCCCUUAUCUAUCAUCUUUGAAAAAUUUCCUUAUAUUAGAAACAAAAGAGAGGUUCUUGCAUCAGAAUGGAGCCCACUUGAACGUAUGCUUAUUUACCGGUUAUUAAAUAGUCCCACAUUGAUUAUCGUAGAAAUGGACCAAGAUGGGUCCAUUAUCUACCUGACAAUCCCUAAAAAUUAACUCCGUAUAAUCCCCACAUCGAUCAUUAUAGAAAUGAAGGUGCUGCCAUCACAUGAAUGGCCACCCGGAGUUGACUUUUCUGAAGUGAAUGGAAGCGCUUUAUUCAAUUCACGAGCCCACUUUUGUGCAGGAUGCCGUGAAGGAUAUCGAGUAG
This is a messenger RNA of Spirodela intermedia, 3266 nucleotides long. Lineage: Eukaryota; Viridiplantae; Streptophyta; Magnoliopsida; Alismatales; Araceae. The record is from the annotation of a GenBank genome assembly.